Molecule: messenger RNA, 1590 nt
Organism: Metarhizium brunneum ARSEF 3297
Lineage: Eukaryota; Fungi; Ascomycota; Sordariomycetes; Hypocreales; Clavicipitaceae
Gene: utp15
Product: U3 small nucleolar RNA-associated protein 15
Biological process (GO): rRNA processing; positive regulation of transcription by RNA polymerase I
Cellular component (GO): nucleolus
Molecular function (GO): protein binding
Source: RefSeq, a predicted model, not a curated record
AUGGCAGCAGCUCAGGUGGGACCUCUCCCAAAGCUCAAACUGCCGUCUGGGCCAUCUCCAGUAACGGCCGAGAGGCGGUACUGGAAAACGUUUAAAAACCAGCUGCUCAUCCCGUCGCCCACGAGCUACCCCGUCACCAACAUCUCCUACAACAGCGACUCCUUCGUAGUCACGACGGGCACCCGCGUCCAAAUCUAUUCCAAUCGCACACGCAAACUUCUCAAGACCAUUACACGGUUCGGCGAUGUCGCCAGAAGCGGAGACAUCCGUAAGGAUGGCAAGGUGCUUGUUGCUGGCGACGACACGGGCAAGAUGCAAGUUUUUGACGUCAACUCGCGAGCGAUCCUCAAGACGUGGACCGAACACAAGCAGCCUGUCUGGACGACCAAGUUCUCGCCCACAGAAUUGACGACACUUGUCAGUGCCAGCGACGACAGGACGGUGCGGCUCUGGGACCUGCCCAGCAACGAGGCGACGGCGACGUUUGUCGGGCACAGCGACUACGUGCGGUGCGCAAACUUUAUGCCCGGGACCAUGUCUAGCAUGGUCGUGUCGGGGAGUUACGACUCCACGGUGAAGUUGUGGGAUCCCAGGACGGGAAGCGGCUCGGCUGUCAUGACGUUCAAGCACGCCGCCCCCAUUGAGGACGUGCUGCCCCUGCCGUCGGGGACGAGUGUUGUCGCCGCGGCGGGAAACUCAGUUUGUGUCCUGGACCUGGUUGCCGCCAGACCACUUCACAUGAUUAGCAACCAUCAAAAGACGGUUACUUCGUUGAGCCUCGCGUCCAAUGGCCGGCGGCUGGUGACGGGUGGUUUGGAGGGCCACGUCAAGGUCUUUGAGAUGACGGGGUGGAAUGUCGUCAACAGCGUCAAGUACCAGUCGCCCGUGCUGUCUCUGCAGGUGAUCCCCUCCGGGGACGGGGGCGACGCCAGCGAUCGCCACUUGGCGGUGGGCAUGCAGUCUGGCGUGCUGAGCGUCAAGACGCGUCUGACUGGCGCGGAGGCGAGCCGCGAACGCGAGCGAGACAGGGAGAUGUCCGCCCUCGUCGCGGGCACGAUUGCCUCGCAUGAUGCGAAAAAGUCGAAGCGCAAGCGGAGAAUCGAGGCGGCCAACAAGCUGGACAUGGUGGGGGAGGGCGCCGACGUCGUCAUCGCCAAUGAGCCGCGGGCGAGUCGGAAAAAGGAGCGUCCCUGGCAGAAGGAUCUCCGGCAUGCGCGGUAUGCUCGUGCGCUGGACCAGGUGCUCGACCGCAAGUCGCCGGACCACACGUCCCUCAACGUGCUGACUCUGCUGUUGGCGCUGCGGCACCGAAGUGCUGUUCGAGACGCGCUCGAGAACAGGGACGAGCAGAGGGUUGAACCUGUGCUGAAGUGGGUGUGCGGGCAUAUAUGCGACCCCCGGUAUGUCAGUGUCUGCGUCGAGGUGGGACUGCAUCUGAUUGAUAUGUAUGCCGAGUAUGUCGGCGGAUCGGCGGAGCUGCAUGAGGGCUUUAGAACGCUUCAUAGACGGGUCAGGAGUGAAGUUCAGAGGGCGCAGGUUGCCUGCCAGACGGGCGGUAUGCUAGAGAGCUUGAUGAUGGGAGCCAUGUAA